Molecule: messenger RNA, 1116 nt
Organism: Adineta steineri
Lineage: Eukaryota; Metazoa; Rotifera; Eurotatoria; Adinetida; Adinetidae
Source: the annotation of a GenBank genome assembly
AUGAUGCAUACGAAUGUAAUUCUUAUUAGUAUAUUUUUGACUGCAAUAGUCAACACCGCCGCUUGUGGUAAUAUAACGAUUAGUAAUGUAGUUCCUCGUCGAGACACAGAUGGAAAUAUAAUGGAUAUUCAUGAUGGUAAUAUCUUUUUGUAUGAUGGUCUCUUCUAUUACUUUGGUGCAAGUUACGGUUUAUGCCAGGAACCUCCAGGUCCGUCAGGUUGUUCUGUAUGGCAUCCAGGUGGAUGCGGUUUUCAACUAAAUCAUAAUGUUAGUCUUUAUACUUCAACAAAUCUUUCUGACUGGACAUUUCGUGGAUAUGCUUUUCAAAUGUCUUCAAUGAAGACUCCAGGAAUAUUAUUUCGACCUAGUGUUUUACCAAAUCCGAAGACAAAAAAAUGGGUUAUGUGGUUUAAUUUCUUGCCAUCUUCAGGCACAGGUGUCUCUCAAUCGCAAUUUGCUGUUGCAAUAUCGGAUACACCACAUGGUCCUUUUCAACUGGUCACUGAUAAUGUUACUAGUUUAGCAUGGGACAAUACUGGUGAUUUAAAUCUUUUUCAAGAUACUAAUGGCGAUGCUUAUAUUAUUUAUACUUCACAUAUUGAUGGUACUAUCUACAAUCCUAACCAUUUAAUGUCUGUAGAAAAACUAUCCGAUGAUUAUACUAGUUCGCUAGGUAAAUCAUUUAAUAGUGGAUUUUUUGGUGAAACCUUUGUCGAAGCUCCUUCGAUGUUUAAACGCAAUGAAAUCUAUUAUGCAGUAUUUGGUCAAUGUUGCUGUUAUUGCAAAGAAGGAUCCGGUGUUACUGUUUAUACUUCUUCGUCACCGCUGGGUCCUUAUAAAACAAUGAAUAAUCUAGGAAAUGAAGGUCAUGCUCAACAGUUCAAUGUUCUACAGUAUAGAACUAGUAGUGAUACAGGUUAUGGUUAUUUAUGGCAAGGUAAUCAAUGGCAAAGUGCUCCCGAUGGUCUCAAAGGACAUGAUUUCAAUUACUGGACACCGAUGUCUUUUAAUCAAGAUGGAAGUGUAAGAUACAUGAACUAUACUGCUAACUUUACUAUUGAUGUGGUUUCCAAAAUUCAUUCAAAUCGACCUUUAUCGCAUCAUUUUAAAAUUUAA